Cladocopium goreaui is the source of this 801-nucleotide messenger RNA. The record is from the annotation of a GenBank genome assembly. NCBI's taxonomy places the organism in Eukaryota, Dinophyceae, Suessiales, Symbiodiniaceae.
AUGGCUCAAAUGCACAAAUCAACCACCAAGGCUGAUGAAGCCGUGAAAUUUGAAGAUGGAUGCUUUGACCGCAUCAAAGCCGCCAUGCCCACCGGUGAUGCACCCAUGUCUGAUGGUAGCAAACCUGGUGCUCCCAAUGCUGAUGUGAGUCCUGACCAACAGAACGCAGAACAGAACAAGCUGCAUUUGAAGCGCUACCUCGACUCUCUCCUUCGUUUGAGCACGAAGUUGAAAACUCUUCGUAGGGAGAUGAAGGACCACUACACACCGGACCACAUUGCGAAGUUGGACCGGGAGUAUGACAUCUUGAAUGAAGAGAUGGCCAAAGGUGAGAAUGCGAAAUUUGGCCCUGAGCCUAUGUGGUGGAAGGUUGCCCACAAAAAGAUGAACGAUGCCACAUUCGUGUUUGAAACUCAGAGGUCGAGCCGCGCCACAGCUGCAGAGCAGAAAGUGAAGCAAGCACCUCAGAAAUCCAAGCAGUUCUUUGACAAAAAGGACACCGAAAAAAAUGAAGAGCCUGGCCGGAUCACGAAGAAGAAGAAGAGAGAGCAACAUGAGAAUAAUGCCCCCGCAGUUGAGGUGGUUUUCACCGCGCCUAGUCGAGCCAAGCUCCACACUGAUCCAGGUCCCGGACCAGGCUUGCGAAGCUUCGUCAAAGAGAUUGGCCAUGGAGUUCACGACUUAGCCGACAGUGCCAUGCGCUAUGGCUGUCCGAACCGCAAAGGCAGUUCAACAGGAGGUCCCAGAGGUAGCAAGGUCCAGCUUGGGGCGCUUAGCGGAUAUCAAGGAGAAGAAUGCUGA